ACAUUUCGGUUUCUCAAAAAUAAAAUAAAAAACUGAUUAAAAUGCCUAUUUGAAAACAAAAAUUAAACUGGAGCUUUUUUCUUUUCACUUGUUUGCCUCUGGAGGUUAGAAAGACAAGGAUGUUAUCACUGAAGAUACAUAGUGAUAAAAAGCUAGAUCCCAAAAAAUGUUUUGAUGUUUUGGUUAAGGUCUGUGACAAUGAAAUGAUGUUUAGUAUGAAGUUAAAAGCAAAAGGCAAAGACUUGAUGUGUUUAGUUAGUGAUUCUCUCGGCUUGAGGGAAAUGUCCUACUUUGGCAUGCAAUUUGAGGACGUGAACAAUGAUUUUGUAUGGCUUGUGAAUAAUAAGCAGAUCUUAUCACAAAAAGUCAAAUGCAGAAUGCCAAGAGAAUUUACCUUCACGGUGAAAUACUACCCUGAGAACUUAACUGCAGAGCUGAUACAGGACCAGACAAUUGAGAUCUUCUUCUCAACAGUACUUAACAACAUCACAUGUAAGGAUUUGUUUAAAAAUUUGAGUGGUGAAGAAGUCGCCAUCAGUCUCAUGGCACUGGAGUUACAAACCAAGGUAGCUUCAUGUGCAAUAAACAUGAGAAGUGAGGUGGAUGCUUUUACUGACCAGCUGUUCAAAAAAUAUCAAAUUACCAAAAACAACCAAAAUGAAGAAUUAUUUAAUCUGCAGUGCUCAAAAGUUAAAAUGCUUUCAAAAGUGGAUGCAGAGCUUGAGUACUUGGGGUUAGCUCAGCAGUUCAAAUGCUUUGGGGUCACAUAUUUCAAUAUUAAAAGGAACAAGACAAACAAAUGUGUCCUUGGCAUAACAAACCGUGGCAUCAACGUGUACAACACAACUGAUGUCUAUCAGCCCUGCUUCAAUUACACAUGGAACCAAAUCAGUAACGUCUCUUUCAGUGACAAAAAGUUUAUGGUUCGAAUGGUGGAUCGUUCAAUGCAGGAUUUUAUUUUCUUCGUUGAUCACGUCAAGACAAACAAAACAAUAAUUCAGCUGUGUAUGGGCAAUCAUGAAUUGUUCAUGUGUCGGAGAAGGCCGGAGCCUCGCGAGAUGCAGCAGCUGAAGAUCAUCUCCGUGCAGGCCAGGAAGCAGAAAACUUUAGAAAGAGAGAUGAUGGUGAAAGAGAGAGAGGCGAAUGAGGUGAUGGAGAGAAGGAUAGAGGAGCAGCGGAGUCUUGUUGAACGACUGCAACUGGAAUGCCAGCAACUACAACAACAACUAACACUAUCCCAAGAUGCCCUGGUGCAGUCCGAACAGUCAUGUGACUUGUUGAGUGAGAGAGUGAUGUUGCUGGAGGAAGAGAUUAAAUUGUUGGAUGUCAAGGUCAAACAACAAGAGUUGGAUCUUUACAAAGCUGACAUGGCCAGCAUACAGAUGGAGCAGGAUAGGAUAAUGUAUGAGAGGAGGGCACUGGAGGCUGAGAUACUGGCAUCCCAGGUUGUCGAGGAGUGCGAUAGCAGGUCUAAGGAGGCCGACCAGCUCAGGUUGGAGAUGAUGGAGAUGAGAGAAGAGGAGUUGAAAACGAGGAAUAAGUACCGACAACUACUUCAGCUGUUCACUAAUUUGGAGAAGACGAAACAUCUGCAGCAGAAGUUGAAACAUUUGAAGUCAGAGAUUCAAGUGCUGAGAGUUGAUAAACCAUCUACAACAGCUACAACAAUUAGCAACAACCACGUUAACAACAAUAGUAGCCACACCAACAACAACAAUACAAAAAAUGACGUCAAAAACAUUGCUGAUGAUGAUAAUGAUAACAAUGCUGAUGAUGAUACGAUGAAAGAAUUCACUAUCAAUGGAGCUGACGAUAUAACUGGCCAGAUGACAUGCGAUGCCAUUUUGUCAAAUAAUUGCUCUUCAAAUACGCUCAUUGGAAAACUUUUGCAAUACGCACACUUGUAG
This is a messenger RNA of Helobdella robusta, 1907 nucleotides long. RefSeq lists its product as hypothetical. The record is from RefSeq and is a predicted model, not a curated record. Gene Ontology annotation, biological process: regulation of cell shape; positive regulation of early endosome to late endosome transport; regulation of gliogenesis. Lineage: Eukaryota; Metazoa; Annelida; Clitellata; Rhynchobdellida; Glossiphoniidae. Bases 120 to 1907 code for a protein of 595 amino acids. Gene Ontology annotation, cellular component: cytoskeleton; adherens junction; filopodium. The transcript has 15 exons. Gene Ontology annotation, molecular function: cell adhesion molecule binding; actin binding.